AUGAUGACUCAGAACCAUGUGGAUGUCCGGACGGGACAAGAUCCCAGCAGUAAUGUUCCCCAGUUUGUAUUGCCUCAUGUACAUUUGGUAUCCUCUUAUCGAUUCCCACAUCAAAGCCAGCUGCCACCCAAUAUUGCCCUCGACUAUCUUCUCAAUGCUCCGAAAAUUGUCAACGAUGCGCAACCUGUCGCAUGGACGUACUUCCAAGCUCCACCGCCCGACGGUACCGUUAUUCUAACAUGGCAGCCUCCCCAUAUGGGUCAAAGCUUCGCAAGUGAUGGUUAUACGUGGGCAGAUUCGGAAUCAACAUACUCAGUGGACAUCCGAGGCUACACCCUAGAAAUCCUCGUUCACCGUAGUGGAUGCCGCUACGGUGUCGAGCCUAUAGCAAAUCACUCUCGCCACAGAUAUCGCAUCAUCAACAAGAACCCGGCGGCUAACGCACCUUUCGACCUCAACCUCUGGAUAGUACACUACACACAAGCUACGCCAGAUUGCAGAUAUCCCGCAGCUCAAAUCCAAAUCCGGCCUGACGUUCAGCGAAUAAUGCAAGAGCGGGGAUACCUCGAGAAGCAAGGACAACUGCAGCGGAAGGAGUUCAUGCUUCGCGACAGGGGCAACUGGCCGGACGUCAAAUUUGCCCCCAGUAGCCAGAUGCACAACAUGGCCGCCCAAGGACGCCCGAUGUUCAAUCCCAUGCAGCCAAUGGGCGGUGCUAUGGCCAGACAGGCUCAAUAUUACCAACAGCCACAGGCUCCGGCGGCCGGAGGACCCCCAGCCAAGCGUAUGCGCCAAGUACCACCCUCACAAAUGCCCGGAAUUGUCGGUGGUCCUGGAAUGCCACCAACUGCAGUAAGUGCCGACACGACCAUAGAGGAUGAAGAAAAUACCACCCUCGGAGAUCUGCUCGAUCACCUCACUCCUCGUGAGAUUAGCACCAUGCGAUACAAGCAACAUCACGAGUGGAUGGAAGAAGUCUUUUCAUCCCCCUACGCAGUCGGCCAGAUACUGCCUGUUGACCUUGGUCUUGGGCUCAUGGGAGAACUGGGAUCUUUGACGACCGGGCUUCUCGAUGCCCCGGCAGCGGACUCUCUCCCCAACGCACCGAACCAGACGAAGAGCUACCACAAACUUGACCCUGAGCAGCUCGCAGAGUUUGAAAAGCGCGUAGUAGAAUACACCAAAAAGGAAGAGGCAGAGCUCGCAAAGAUGCGCGCCGACCACGCCCGCAAACUUGCCAACCUCAGGCGCAGCAAAACGUACAUCAAGGCGGAACGUAGGCUACAGGAAGCUGCGCACGGUCCCGGUUACAGCAGUUCUACCAAUCUGCCGGAAGAGACAGGUGACGAGUUGAGUCCACAACCACCCCGAGUGGAAACACCAAAAGACGAGGAGAAGCCUGAUGCAAUUGUUGCAGAGAUUGAAGCAUCUCUGGGGAUUGCCAUUGGGACGAAAAAGAGCGUUGUCUGCGUAGACAAAGGUGGGUUUAUCGAGGAGCAAGUCCAGCCUGUACAGGUCCAGCAGCCAGUUAACGGCACUGGAAAUGGUAACGGCCUUACCAAUGGACAGGGCACUGUAUACGAGAACAAUGGGAACGACGAUAGCGCGCUGAAUGGUUUGCUCGAUGAGAGUGCUAUGGACGCAGACAACACCGCCGCAAGCCUACUGGACCAGUAUGGCGGCUCGACAUCACUAGCCACCACACCCGCUAAUCCCACCAUCCAGCAUGGUGCCCAGACUGGCAGCGGAGCCCUUUCUUCCGCAGGGACUCCAGGCGUAGGGAGCUCAACAUUGAUGGGGCAAAGCGACGGAGCAAACGAUCUAAUGGACUUGGACGUGGAAAUGGCAGGGAUGGGGGAUGAAAAGGGAGGCGAGGGAGAGGGCGACUGGGUCAUGGUGGACGAGGCGGCGAAUGCUCCGCAAACCACCAGCGGGCAACCUAAAGUCGACAACUCCAUAACGGCUUCUGCACAAGCCGGUGCACCAGCUUCCAAUACCGAGACUAGUACAGGGUUGUUUGACACGGCCGACUCUUUCAGUUUCGACAAUCUGGAUACAGCUGGCGAUGCCCUGGCUGACUACGCCAACGCGGACGAUGAUCUUGGCCUCGCCUUGGAGGACUCGGCUUUUGGGGAUGCUUUUCAUGGGACGGAAGUGCAUGAGUCGGAGGAGGACUAGGAGGCUGGGAGGUUACACUAGCGAUGUGUUGUCGUGAGCACAGCAGUGGUGGUAGAUGGGACUGGAUCAGAGAAAUUGAGGGACUGGGUUCGUGGUCCCUGGCGUCUGCCGUGGUCGUUCUUUUUCGGGGUGUAUAACUAUACCGAGGCUGCUAUGGCGUUCUGAAAGACCGGGACAGGUUUAUGUAUCAUGGUUGGAUUAUGGAAACGUGUUGCACAUUGUCACAUUCUGGUCCACGUUUUGAAGUCUAUCGUACGUGCGGUCGAGCGGUGGUGUCGUCGUGCAUAUGGCGAAGCGUGAGAGUGCACCCCUUACAUCGCGAGUUGCCAGCCACGCAAUAUUGCCAGCGUUAGUCCAUCUUGUCUCACGUGGUAGAUGCUUGCAGGUAGGUUAGAAUGGUGCAACUAGCCUCAAGAACCAAGCCAAAGCAGCAAUAGUCUUGUUAGAUAUUUGUCUAUGAAUAUACUGCUCAUC
Messenger RNA from Mytilinidion resinicola, 2652 nucleotides. RefSeq names its product DUF1750-domain-containing protein. Lineage: Eukaryota; Fungi; Ascomycota; Dothideomycetes; Mytilinidiales; Mytilinidiaceae. The transcript has 3 exons. The record is from RefSeq and is a predicted model, not a curated record. Gene Ontology annotation, biological process: chromatin remodeling. Bases 1 to 2178 code for a protein of 725 amino acids.